Molecule: messenger RNA, 5353 nt
Organism: Calypte anna (Anna's hummingbird)
Lineage: Eukaryota; Metazoa; Chordata; Aves; Apodiformes; Trochilidae
Gene: GNA11
Product: G protein subunit alpha 11
Exons: 7
Coding region: 78-1157 (359 amino acids)
Biological process (GO): action potential; phospholipase C-activating dopamine receptor signaling pathway; adenylate cyclase-modulating G protein-coupled receptor signaling pathway
Cellular component (GO): heterotrimeric G-protein complex
Molecular function (GO): G-protein beta/gamma-subunit complex binding; guanyl nucleotide binding; GTPase activity
Source: RefSeq, a predicted model, not a curated record
GCCGCGCUCCCGGCCGUGCGGAGGACGGUGGUCGGUGCCGGGGUGGUGGCGGGGGGCGUCCCGGCCGCGGCGCGACCAUGACUCUGGAGUCCAUGAUGGCGUGUUGCCUGAGCGACGAGGUGAAGGAGUCGAAGCGCAUCAACGCCGAGAUCGAGAAGCAGCUGCGGAGGGACAAGCGCGACGCCCGCCGCGAGCUGAAGCUGCUGCUGCUGGGCACUGGGGAGAGUGGGAAAAGCACCUUCAUUAAGCAGAUGCGUAUAAUUCAUGGCUCAGGCUACUCUGAAGAGGACAAAAAAGGCUUCACCAAGCUGGUGUACCAAAACAUCUUCACUGCCAUGCAGUCUAUGAUCAGGGCCAUGGAAACCCUGAAGAUUCUGUACAAAUAUGAACAGAACAAGGCCAAUGCAGUGCUGAUCCGGGAAGUGGAUGUAGAAAAGGUCAUGACAUUUGAGCAGCCAUAUGUAAGUGCAAUUAAAACAUUGUGGAAUGACCCUGGAAUACAAGAGUGUUAUGACAGGAGAAGAGAAUAUCAGCUUUCUGACUCAGCUAAAUACUAUCUGAGCGACGUGGAUCGUAUCGCUACCCCGGGAUAUCUACCAACUCAGCAAGAUGUGCUACGGGUUAGAGUUCCUACAACUGGUAUCAUAGAGUACCCCUUUGACCUAGAGAAUAUUAUCUUCAGAAUGGUGGAUGUUGGAGGCCAAAGAUCAGAACGAAGGAAGUGGAUCCAUUGCUUUGAAAAUGUGACCUCCAUCAUGUUUUUAGUAGCACUUAGUGAAUAUGACCAAGUUCUAGUGGAAUCUGAUAACGAGAACCGGAUGGAAGAGAGUAAAGCUCUCUUUCGCACCAUAAUCACUUAUCCAUGGUUCCAAAACUCUUCUGUUAUCCUUUUUCUCAACAAGAAAGAUCUGUUGGAAGACAAGAUCCUAUAUUCCCAUCUUGUUGACUAUUUCCCAGAGUUUGAUGGCCCACAGAGGGAUGCACAGGCAGCCCGUGAGUUCAUUCUCAAGAUGUUUGUGGAUUUAAAUCCAGACAGUGACAAAAUCAUCUAUUCCCACUUCACAUGUGCCACAGACACAGAAAACAUCCGCUUCGUCUUUGCAGCUGUCAAGGACACAAUCCUACAGCUCAACCUGAAGGAGUACAACCUGGUUUGACCUGCUCUGCUCUUGGCCCCCCCCCUCCUCCUUGAGAAGCUUCAUUGUGAAGAAAAGCCAAAAAAAAAAAAAAAAAAAAAAAAAAAAAAUUAAAAAAAAAAAAAGGGAAAAAAAAAAAAAGUUUUAAUUUUUGAUGAUGUAAUGAUUGCAAAUUGUCUGACCUGUGGAGUGGCAAGUGCUCAGUGUUACCCUGGAGUCUCCUGUCUCUGUCCACAGAGUAGUUGAUUUCAUAUUUUUAACAACAAAUUGCUUUUAUCUCACAGUUAACGGGGAUAUGCCUCAUUUCUUCAGCACCUUGCUUACUUCUUCAUUUUUGCCAAACACCUCAAGCAGCCUCAUCUUGAGCUUUCCAGUGUUGCUUAGACACUUUUUUUUUUUUUUCCUCCCCUUUUCAUUCCCCUGGCAUAUGUAGAAAAAAAUAACUUUCCAGCUGAGAUUGUGAAUUCACUGGACUGUGGGAGUGCAGAAUGCUACUUGGUCCCUUUGCCUUGUGCUAUAGGGUGCCUCUGGUGUAAUUUGCUAAUCCUGCUUGCUUUUUUAUUUUUAUUUUCUGUGCCCACCCCCUGCUUUCCCUUCCCCAGGACGUGCCCCAUGGUCACUGUGAUGAAACGUUGGGGAGAGGUGAUUGCUCUCCAACUCUUGUGCAAAAAAAGAAAAAGGCAAAACAAACAAACAAACAACAAAGCCAUCACUUUUCCAUUCUUUAUUAUCUUCUGGUUAUGAGUUAUUUUUUUUCUUAUCAAAUAGAAAAGGUAUGGAGACUGUGAUUUAUUAUUAUUUUUUUUUUUUAAAUUAUUGAUGUUCUAUACAGAGUUUGCUACGUGUUGCUAUGUUUUGUUCAUGGACUACAAAUGAUGGAAGCUCUUGGAGCAAUAGCUGCUGAGCCUGGGGAAGUGCCUGACUGUAAUUGCUUUUAUUUUUAUUUUUAAUUAUUUUAUUCUGUGUUUCUUGUUUCCCACACUUCCUGCCCACACCACGAGUGCACGUGCCCACGAGGCUCAGUUUGCAGGGAAACUUUUGUUGAGUGUGUGACCUGGAGUGAGCAACUUCUCUAUGCAGCAGAUAUCAAAAGCACACUGAGUAAUUGUGGCAUUUCAACAUCAGACUUUGGCUGGAUUGAAAAAAAAAAAAAAAAGUCUUUUAAGUCUCAUCCCACCCUCUUGUUCUUUCCUUGCUGCUGGUAGCAAAAAAAAAAAAAAAAAAAAAAAGAAAAUAGCAAAAAAAAAAAGGAAAAAGGAAAAAAAAAAAAAAAAAAGAAAAAGAGCAGAAAAAAAAGCUUUGUUUAUUUCAUCUUUGUGCCAGUGUGUUGAAUGACUUUGUAAGAAUUCCUCAGUCCUGUUCAGCUUGCAGGUUUCUAGGAAGGAGCAGGGCUGGUGGUGACAAGCUUUGGGACACAGGUAGGGUUCUUGAGGGCAGCUGUUGGAGGGAGCAGCAGUUCUCUCUCUCCUCUUCAUGCAUUCCCCUGAGGCUUGUGCUGCUGUGUUCUUCUCUAGAGGGUUGUGGAUCCUCUUUGGAAGACUUGCACACACAUCCCUGCUCCAGGGUCAGGAUAACUGAGUUGCAGGAGUCAUGGCUGGAGCACAAAGCUGCUCUGGAGCCCUGGCUGGGCUUGAGCAGGAGAGCUGAGACAGGCAGCAGGGUUUGCUGGUGCAGAGUGGAAGGAGUUCUGGAUUCUAGGUGCCAAAUGAAACUCCACAAAGCAGAAGCAUGUGAAUGAAGCCUUUGCACAUUGGAGAGGUUUUUUUUUCCAGGAGCUUAGGCAAGGGAACAAAUGUGCUGAAGGCACAGCCUGGGAGAGAACUGAGAGGCAAGGUGAGAAGUGAGUAGGGAAGAGGGAAAUCCGACCCAUGUGUUGUUCAGCCAUCACUAAUGCUUCUGUGUCAAUUCCAGCGAGUAGCAUUGGGUCCAAAAAUUCUCUGGAUCAACCAGAUUGCCCCCUUGAAGGCAAGCAGGCUGCCAGUAGAUAGAAACUAAAUGGGCUGCACUGUUGGAGGGGGCUGUGAUAUUUUGUCUCUUUUGUAGACAGAGCACUACAUCAGUGUUUUGCACAACAUGUAAGAGUAAAUCUUAACUGUCUGACAUGCUUAAGAUGCAUUGAUCUAGAACACUAAAGUAUGGAGGGACAUAAUUUCUGCAUAAUUCUGUUUAUAGGUCCCUCUUGUUUUCCAGCAUAGCUGAGGGAAGCCUCUGUAUGGCUUGGAGCACUCCAGAAUAGAGCAAGCUCUGCUAAGAGUCAAUAAAGAGCUCAAGUUGGAAGAGUAGCCAUGGGACCAAGAGCUGAAGAGCCAGUCUGGCUGAGCAGUGAUGCUGAGGGAAGCACAGCAUCUGUUUAGCCCAGCCAUGCUCUGGACUACACUGGGAGGAAUGAGAGGGAUUCCCAUGUGUCAGACAGCUUUGCAUCAAUUUUACUGCUUUUUUUGUCUUUAUGAUGCCAAAAUGAUCCAUUUUGUAGAAACUGUCCUAUAAGGAGGAAUUUAUAAUCAUCUUCAUGUACUCUAAGAGCUGUUCAUCUGAAGCAGAUGGCAGUACCAGCCCCUUCUGCUUCUGUGAUCCUCUUGUAAAUGGUUCACUCUACAACUACUGCCAGCGACAGACCUGGCACUGAGUUACACAGGUUCUUGGAAAUAACUUCCCAGAAGUUUUGUUGUGUUUUGUUUUUCCAAGGUGAAUGAUGGUGGUACUUCCACUUGAAUCAGAAACUUCUGUUUUUGUUUGUUUCUUUUGUUUUGUAUCCUCUCUGUCUUUUUAAGAGCUGCUGCCCUGGCACAGGAGGAGGGAUUUUGGCUUCUGGCUCCUGCAGAGGGACUCUGCUUUGUUACAGGCAACUUUGGGAGGCCAUGGGCACAGGGGUUGAGGUGUGAGCUCAGUGGAGCUGUUGGCUUGGGGACUGACUUGGGGUGAUGGUCGUGGCAAAGGGAAGGGGAGGACGUGAUGCCCUGGCUGUCCCAUGAGCUCCUGAAAGCUCAUUCUGAAUCUGAGGAGGAAUGGGUCAGACUUGUACACAUAAUCUGGAGUUGUCUGUGGAAUUUGUUGUCUGUGAGAAGACAGCAGUGUAAUUAGCACCUGCUUUUCUUAGCAAGCUGCAGCUUCUGUGCCUCCAGCUUGGCCAGUGAAGCAUUCCUGCAGAGCUGGUUAAUGUCUCUGUUGGCUGGCCCUAGCAAAAGUGCCAAACCUUAAACCAGAUUUGCCUAUAUCAUCCUGUCUGAAAGUGAGGCCAGUCAGAGUUUUCUGCAGGUUGAGACACCAGAUUGACCUCCAGAAAAGAGGUGGGAUCGGGUUCUUACAGAGAAUCUAGAAUCCGAGGUCUCUUGGCUGACCUCUGCUCCUUGUGCACUUUUUAUCUUUGUUCUGCUGAAGAAACCAACAUACUUUGAACUAGGCUGAAACUUGAAGUCAGUGAGGAGACCACCAUCCCAUUUCUUUGCACCAUUCUGUGUGGAUUGGCUGCCUGGGGAGCAGCAGAGUCAGAUCCCCCCCCUGCCCCUCCUGCCUCUCCCCUGCUCCCAGAGUUGGAUUCUUUGGUCUCUUGUUGUUGUUUCAUAGCACUGUUGGCCUUGCAUUCAACUAUGGUUUUUCUUCGUGUGUUUUAUUGUUUAUUUUUGGGUUAUUUUGUUGGGUUUUGUUUGUUUGUGUUGUUUUUUUUUGUUUUAAAUACUUCCGGAGUGUGCUGACCAUUGUAUGUACUGUACAGAGCCCAGGUUGUUAGAGUCCAGCAGAGAUAAAGUGUGUUACACAGCACCCAGUUUUAUAAGAGUAUGGUUUGUGCCAAUGCCCCUUCUUUAGUAGUGCCAGAGACUCUUUACAAGUGCCAAUGUGGUGGAAAUUAUUUGGUUAUACUUGUAUAUUAUAGGAUCCUGAUUUAAGACAAUUUAAACAUUAUCCUAUUUAAAAAGAUACUAUAUAAAAUGCUGUUUUUAAACCUUGUCAUUUGCAAUGCAUGUAUUGUUGUGUGUGUUGGGGUGGGGGGAGGGAAGAGGGUAGGGUAAAGGAGUUUCUGAAUAAGAUGUCCAGUGUCAGGAUCUAUUCAGGCUCCAAACUCUCUCAUUCCAGUCCAGGAGUGUGAUUGUUUCUUGGAAUGAUCCCACUCUGACUGCUGGGCAAACAACCCUUACUACAGAAAUAUCUGAUGGAAAUUGAUUUUCAUAUCUUUCUCCUGAAAUAAAUUCUCUGUUUGAAAUUGGAAUAAAUUUUGUUCC